GGAAGGCCGGAAGCGGUUUCGCCCAAUGGGAAGGCGUCGGGGGUUGGCUCGGGGAGCCACAUGUUCGCCGGAGAAGCUGAGGUGUCUUGGGUAGCAUGGCGGCCGCGGGUCCGAAAAGGAGACCGCAAAGGCAGCGAGGCGCUUCUGCUUCGGCCACGGCGCCCGGGCGCAAAAGGCGAAAGGUCCCAGCUGGCGAAGAAAAAGCUUGGCAGAAAGCUGGCUCCAAGUUGAAUGAAGAGAUCUCCAGUGAUUCUGAACCAGAUGUCCCAGCAAAGAACAAUGAAGCAGAAGAAGAAAUUGAAGAGACGCCACAAGAGAAGAAACUGAGAUUAGCAAAGGUAUAUUUGGAACAGCUUCGCCAACAAGAGGAAGAAAAGGCUGAACAAGAGGCUUUUGAGAAAGACCUGGUUGCUGGGCGACUGAAGGAAGAUGUGCUUGAACAGAAAGGAAAAUUGCAGCGACAAAUUGCCAAUAGUUUGCAGCCUCCAGACAGAUCUGACAUCAAGGUACUACGAGGUCACCAGCUGCCCAUCACCUGCCUAGUCAUCUCACCAGAUGACAAGUUUGUUUUCUCUGCAGCCAAAGACUGUUCUAUCAUCAAAUGGGAUGUUGAGAGUGGAAAAAAGCUCCAUGUGAUUCACGGAGGAAAAAAGGGGACAGAAGACAGCCAUGUUGGGCAUACUGCGCACAUCAUCUCAAUGGCCAUCUCAUCAGAUGGCAAAUUCCUGGCUACAGGUGACAGGAACAAACUCAUUAUGAUCUGGGAAGCUGCAAACUGCAGACACCUGUACAAGUUCACAGGCCAUCGUGAUACUGUGUCGGGCCUGUCUUUCCGCAAGGGCACUCACCAGUUGUACAGCACCUCCCAUGACCGUUCAGUCAAAGUAUGGAACGUGGCAGAGAAUGCAUAUGUUGAAACUUUGUUUGGUCAUCAAGAUGCGAUCACAGGCCUAGAUAGCCUGAGCCGGGAGUGCUGUGUCACAUCAGGAGGGAGAGAUGGCACUGUCAGAAUCUGGAAAAUCCCUGAGGAAUCCCAGCUUGUGUUUUAUGGGCACCAGGGUUCAAUUGACUGCAUCCAGCUCAUCAAUGAGGAGCACAUGGUGUCUGGUGCAGAUGAUGGGUCAGUUGCCCUCUGGGGUCUCUCCAAAAAGAAACCACUAACAAUAGUGAAGCAAGCCCACGGUUCUCAUGGCACGCAGGGCCUGGAACAGCCAUUCUGGAUUUCUUCAGUUGCUGCUUUACUGAACAGUGACCUCACAGCUACAGGUUCCCACAGUGGCAGUGUAAAGUUGUGGAAAUGUGGAGAAGGAUUCCGGAAGUUGGAGGUCCUCUUGGAGAUUCCCUUGAUUGGUUUUGUUAAUAGCUUGAAAUUUGCAAAUUCUGGAAACUUCCUAGUUGCUGGAAUUGGACAGGAACACAGGUUGGGUCGUUGGUGGAGGAUUAAAGAGGCCAAGAAUAGCAUCUGCAUUAUCCCACUCAAGAAGACCACAGCAGGCAAUUCACAGAAAUCGGCUGAAGGCUCGUAAUGCUUUCUUUCUGCAAGUAGUAUUGCAGACAUUUAAUGAAUUACCCUUUAUAUUAAAGCUAUCUUUUGUGUUUCUAGAA
Molecule: messenger RNA, 1605 nt
Organism: Python bivittatus (Burmese python)
Lineage: Eukaryota; Metazoa; Chordata; Lepidosauria; Squamata; Pythonidae
Gene: RRP9
Product: ribosomal RNA processing 9, U3 small nucleolar RNA binding protein
Cellular component (GO): small-subunit processome
Molecular function (GO): U3 snoRNA binding; protein binding
Source: RefSeq, a predicted model, not a curated record